AAGCCCACCACAAACAAAAUGAGGCGCCCGAAAACUCCCCCACAUUUAAGCCUUCUCCCCUCCGGAUUCUUUCCAUGAGCCUCCGCUCCAAGCUCGCCGCCUUCGUCAAGAAAGCCCGCUCCCUCGCCGGCGCCGCCUCCGCUGCCGCCUCCUCCUCCUCUCCCGCCGCCGCCGCCGCCGCCGUCCCACCGCCUCCCAAGGCCUUCUCCACCUCCACCAUGGACGACGCCAACGCCGCCGCCCCCAAGACCCUCCGCACCCGCCUCUGCAUCAUCGGCAGCGGCCCUGCUGCCCACACGGCGGCCAUCUACGCCGCCCGGGCCGAGCUUAGGCCUGUCAUGUUCGAGGGCUGGAUGGCUAACGACAUCGCCGCCGGCGGCCAGCUCACCACCACCACCGACGUCGAGAACUUCCCCGGAUUCCCGGAGGGCAUCCUUGGUUUCGAGCUCAUGGACCGCUGCCGCGCCCAGUCCCUCCGCUUCGGUACUCACAUCCUCUCCGAGACCGUCACCGCCGUCGACCUCGCCGUCCGUCCCUUCCGCGUCUUCUCCUCCUCCAGCACCGUCGAGGCGGACGCUCUCAUCGUCUCCACCGGCGCCGUCGCCCGCCGCCUCCACUUCCCCGGGUCCGACGACUUCUGGAACCGCGGCAUCUCCGCCUGCGCUGUCUGCGACGGCGCCGCCCCCAUCUUCCGGAAUCGCCCUAUCGCGGUCGUUGGCGGCGGCGACUCCGCCAUGGAGGAGGCCAACUUCCUCACCAAGUACGGCUCUAGGGUUUACAUCGUGCACCGCCGGGACGCCUUCAGGGCGUCGAAGAUCAUGCAGGCGAGGGCGCUUGGGAACCCCAAGAUCGAAGUGGUCUGGAACUCGGAGGUGGUGGAGGCCUACGGGGAGGGGGAGAACGGGCCCCUGGCGGGACUGAAGGUGAGGAACGUGGUCACCGGGGAGAUCUCGGAUCUCAAGGUCUCUGGGCUCUUCUUCGCCAUCGGGCACGAGCCCGCCAGCAAGUUCCUUGGGGGGCAGCUGGAGCUGGACUCCGACAGGUACAUCGUGACGAAGCCCGGGAGCACACAGACGAGCGUGAAGGGAGUGUUUGCUGCCGGAGAUGUGCAGGACAAGAAGUAUCGGCAGGCGAUUACUGCUGCUGGCUCAGGAUGCAUGGCUGCUUUGGAUGCUGAACACUACCUGCAGGAGAUUGGAGCUCAGGAGGGAAAGACUGAUUGACUAUCUUUGGAUCAUGUUGCCAGCCGUCGAGAGAGUCCAACAGUGGUGGCAAAGGCUAAUCUUUAAGACACAGCAUUUACUUGCUGAUCUCUCGCUGCAGUUUGUCACCAGAAGGUCUUCGUAAUAGAUGAUGAACUUAGCAUCUGUUUCAAAUUAUUAUUUUUAUUUAUACGAUUUGAUUAAGCAUCCGAGUUCUGUUAACUCCGUGCCACUAUACUCUUGGAUAUUUAGAAGUUAAUGUUCCUCUGAGUGCAGGUCAUUGUAUCCUGAAGAAUUAUUUUUUCAUUGCAAAAAAUUCCUGAAUUGCAUGCUUUUAUCAGUU
This is a messenger RNA of Phoenix dactylifera (date palm), 1545 nucleotides long. Its product is annotated as thioredoxin reductase NTRB-like. Gene Ontology annotation, molecular function: thioredoxin-disulfide reductase (NADPH) activity. Lineage: Eukaryota; Viridiplantae; Streptophyta; Magnoliopsida; Arecales; Arecaceae. The record is from RefSeq and is a predicted model, not a curated record. Gene Ontology annotation, cellular component: cytoplasm. Gene Ontology annotation, biological process: removal of superoxide radicals.